This is a messenger RNA of Clarias gariepinus (North African catfish), 2011 nucleotides long. RefSeq names its product centriolar satellite-associated tubulin polyglutamylase complex regulator 1 (gene cstpp1). The transcript is spliced from 9 exons. NCBI's taxonomy places the organism in Eukaryota, Metazoa, Chordata, Actinopteri, Siluriformes, Clariidae. The coding region runs from base 15 to 995 and encodes 326 amino acids. The record is from RefSeq and is a predicted model, not a curated record.
GUUGCUAUAGCGGUAUGAAGAUGAACACAGAUCGCUUCUCCGUCUCUGCAGAGGAGUAUUUAGCAGAGUCCAGUGCUCUGUUCUAUCUGACCGAUGCUGUGACUCAGCUGCUGGAGCACAGAGAGGAGUUCAUCCAGUUCGGCAUCGUGCGGUAUUUUGCAGAAUACUUUACCAGUGUGAAGAACGGGAAUCAUGUUCUCUUCAGAGAAUUCAGCUACGUUAAAGGUACAGCACACAACCGAGCUUCCUUCAUCCACAUCUUCUGGAAAUGCUUCAGGCAGAUUGGAAAGAACAGAGAUUUGCUGACGAUGAUGGAGUACACGUCACUUCUCCAGCUCUUAUGCCCAGACUUUCCUGUUGAAAUUGUGCAGAACACGGCCAAAAUUGUCCUGAUGGAGGACGCUACAGACUGCCCCAUGUCCCUCUCAGAUUUUAUCUACGCUUUCCAAAUCCAGUUUUACUAUGAAGAGCUCCUUGAGAGUCUGUUAGUGAUUUAUGAGGACUUGCUCGAGGGAAAGAACCCGAACACCGUCAUCGUCCCGACCUCAACGUCAGCCGAAACAAUAUCUAGUGAGGAGGCGGACACACAAGAGGGGGUCGAUUCAUCUGUCCUGCUCGAGUGCAUCGAGGGACUGUGUGAACGUUUUAAACACAAACAUCCACCUCUGUCUGCCAUUAAGGAGGUUCUGGAGAGCAGCACACGAAUCUCCUAUUACGGCUUCCUCAUGGCUUUGGCCAAACACGAAGGAAUCAGUCAGGAAAUCGGUGCUCUUCCGAACAGAUCGGACCUGCUCACCGACCCAGAGAUGGAUCAGGAGUUGGAGAGGCUUGUAGCUCAGGUGGCCAUCAGUCCGACAUCGAACAGCAGCAGCAGCGCACAAGGGCUGAAGGAACUGUGCAGGAAACCAUCACCGCGCAAAUCCUUGCACCAGCGCAAGAGGAUCGAGAUGGAGAGCGACGGCUCCACCGAGGAGACCGACUCCUCCGAGAAUUAAUACACACACCGUGGAACAGCACGGCAUAAGCCACUUUCACUUUAUUAAAACCAAAAAUAAUGAUUGUUAGCAUCAACCAGUAUUCAGUAUUUAAGUGAGGUGUAGAGUCUUAUCUAAGAACUGAUCAGAUCUGGAAUCACACCCAGAUGAAAUCCUUUGUUUUUACGUUGGACUCGGUCAUAGUGGGUCCAUAGAAGUGAUAACCUGGUCAUUCACUAUAUUCAGGUUCUCAGCUGACCUUAUUUUGGGGCACAUAACAUUGCUGAACCUAGACCUGAGCAACUGAAGCAACCCCAGAUUAUACUGUAACACUGCCCCAGAGGCUUGUACAGGGGGCGCUAUGCAUGAUGGGUGCAUCGCUUAAUGUGGUGACGAACAAUGCCUUUUCCAGCGUAAUGGAGCACCUCACCAUAAGUUCAAAAGUGAUAACUAAGUGGCUUGGGGAUUAAAACAUCGAAAUUUUGGGUUCAUGGCCAGGGAACUCCACAGACUUUAAUUCCAUUAAGUACUUCUGGGAUGUGGCCCAGAAGUUGAUUGACAGGAUGCCAGUGUGAAUUGGAGAGGAAAAAGAAAACCACAUCAUGUUAGUGCAAAUCAAACUCCGGUACAACAUAUUUACAAACCGAGUUUAAUUUUUCACCAGUUCCAUAGUACAGUCAAGAUCAUCCGAAAAAAAAAAAAUUAAAAACACCAUGUACAAUAAACACAAGAAAACAAAAUGAAUAGGCACAACUUGUGGUUCUGCAGGCUUGAUCUGAAGACACGUAUGGUCCAAACAUCAAAACGUUUCAUAAUAAACAUCUAUAAAGUAAUGAUUAGUGUUUUUUUAAAUCCCACUUUUAUCCAGGAUUUGCUUUUUUGGGUUACGUUGGCAUAGUAAUGUACUGAACUCCCAUAACCCACUUCUUUACAGAGGUUCAAUUUGGUUUGAACAAUAGAUGUUUCAAAGGUCAAAUAGAUGCACGCUUUUCAAAUCACUUACUCACUCACACACACACACACACACACACACACAC